Messenger RNA from Puntigrus tetrazona (Sumatra barb), 1865 nucleotides. RefSeq names its product annexin A3-like. The record is from RefSeq and is a predicted model, not a curated record. Bases 137 to 1156 code for a protein of 339 amino acids. Lineage: Eukaryota; Metazoa; Chordata; Actinopteri; Cypriniformes; Cyprinidae. The transcript is spliced from 14 exons. Gene Ontology annotation, cellular component: cytoplasm. Gene Ontology annotation, molecular function: calcium-dependent phospholipid binding; calcium ion binding.
AAGAAUGCAUUCCUUUUGAGAUGGUGGCAUCACGCCCUGGAAAAGCAGGUGAGAAGUUAAACUGGACAGAGGACAACGUCGUCUAUAACCUCGCGAAGGUACAAGAGCGUAAAGAAGAGAAUACUCCAAUUCAGAAAUGUCAGACUUGUGGGAUGACUUGGAGAAUUUUGCUCGCGCUCCCUGUUCUUUCACAGCAGCGCCAGGGGAGAGAGGUACUAUUAAAGCCAAAGCGAACUUUAACGUCGGUGAAGAUGUUGCAGCGCUUCGUAAAGCAAUUGAAGGCAUAGGUACAACUGAGAAGACACUGAUAGACAUACUGACUCACCGGAGCAGCAGUCAGAAGCAGGCUAUUUCAAAGGCGUAUGAAGAAACCACAAAGAGGAUUCUUGUUAAUGACCUAAAAGGCGACACACGUGGCAGUUUAGAGGACGUGCUUGUUGCUCUCGCAAGAACGCCUGCAGUUAAUGACGCUAAAUGGAUAAAUAAAGCAAUCAAAGGGGCUGGAACGGACACCAACGUCCUGAUAGAAAUACUUGCCUCACGGACAAACAAACAGAUCAAGGAGCUGUCUGCAGCAUUUGCUGAGGAAACAAAGAAAACUCUAAUGCAAAAGCUAAAGACAGAGGUUUCAGGAGAUUUUGGAAAAGCCAUCCUUCUGCUGGCUGAGGGUGCAAGGGAUGAAAGCACCAAUGUGAAUGCAGACAAGGCUAGAGAGGAUGCAAAGGCCCUCUAUCAAGCAGGCGAGAAAAGACUGGGAACUGAUGAGUCCAAGUUCAUUGAGAUCCUCUGUAAAAGGAGCAUCCCUCACCUGAGACAAACAAUACUGGAGUACAAAAACAUCAGUGGCAAGACUUUGCAGAAGAGCAUUGAGAAGGAAAUAUCUGGUGAUCUGGAGAAACUGCUUGUUGCCAUCGUGAAGUGUGUGAUGAGUACUCCUGCAUACUUUGCUGAAAAACUCCACAAAAGCAUGAAGGGAGUAGGUACAGAUGAAACCACUCUGACCAGAGUAAUGGUCAGCCGUGGAGAGGUUGACAUGCUGGACAUCAGAGCUGAAUUCAAGAAGCUCUACAAGCAUUCACUCUACAAGGAAAUAGGUUCAGAUGCGUCUGGCAGCUACGGUGACAGCUUGAAGAUGAUUUGUGGAGCAGAAGACUAGCCUAACCCUCGCGAUACUUUAUAAAAUGGUUUUAUUAAUAGAAUUUUUAGGAACACAUCUUAGGAAAUGUAGCCCUUAUAUUUACAGUUUUCUUUUUGGUAGUGAUUGGUGCCUCACAACAGCAGGCGUGACUGUAAUAGAUACUUAAAAACUUGAAACAUUAAAAUUGUGCUGAUGAAAUAUGCAUGUUAAAAUUUGUAAACACAAAACCGUGGAAUGUUAGAGAUACGUUACGGUACUACCUGUCAUUUCAGUGCGUUCACCCAAAGAUAAAAUUAAUACAGAAAACCUUUUCAUUACAUUAAAAAUAUCAUUACAUGCUCACAAGGCUCCCACUCUUUGCUUUUUGAUACUGCCUUCAAACCUCUUGCAAUCUUAUGUAAAACAGAUGGGUUUCCUGGUAUACUCAGGGAUAAGCAUAAGCUUCUGCUUUUUGUGUCUUCUUCUGUCUAAUCCUGAUUCCUCUAUACCAAAGGUCCUUACAAUUACCUCUGUAAUUGUGUACAGUUCUGGAAAUGCUUUGGAAUACAAAAUUAAUUUAGCAUAUAGUCUUCUUUUUCCUACUAUUUAAUAAGCACAAGUGUCUUUUCAAUCCAUUCUCAGUAAGCAAAUCUUCUGUGUGAGUGUAACAUGCAGAUAUCAGGAUCCACCCCCUCUCUUAUCUUUGGCUGGGAAGGUCAAUUCAUAUUAAAAUGACAAUGUUGCUGAA